Miniopterus natalensis is the source of this 3104-nucleotide messenger RNA. RefSeq names its product cysteine and serine rich nuclear protein 3 (gene CSRNP3). Gene Ontology annotation, biological process: regulation of transcription by RNA polymerase II. The record is from RefSeq and is a predicted model, not a curated record. Gene Ontology annotation, molecular function: DNA-binding transcription factor activity, RNA polymerase II-specific; sequence-specific DNA binding. Gene Ontology annotation, cellular component: nucleus. NCBI's taxonomy places the organism in Eukaryota, Metazoa, Chordata, Mammalia, Chiroptera, Miniopteridae.
GGGCGGGUCUCCGCCCGGGGCUUCUGAGCGGGGCUGACCGCGGCGGAAUGAAUCGAUCCGACGAGCCCCGUGCCUUCUGGGCUUUCACUCGGCUUAUGCUAUUGGGAAUCGAAGGAGAGCUCGGUACAUGUGACAGCGCUGCAGUUAUGAGUGGAAUUUUAAGGGGGAAGUGUGAAGAAAUUGACAGCUCCUCGCCCUGUUCCUCUGUGCAGGAAUCAGAUGAUGAAGUUUUUCGCUGUGACAGUGCUGACAGUGUUGAUAGUGUCAAUCCAUCCACUUCUAAUCAUUUCACCGGAAAAAAUAAGGAGAUACCAACAGACUAAAAAGAUGUUUUCAGAGGCAUAGAAUCUUCAGGAAGAUACUGGAGUACAUGAGAUCUCAAGGUACAUGUGACAGCGCUGCAGCUAUGAGUGGAAUUUUAAAGAGGAAGUUUGAAGAAGUUGACGGCUCCUCGCCCUGCUCCUCCGUGCGGGAAUCAGAUGAUGAAGUUUCCAGCAGCGAAAGUGCUGACAGUGGGGACAGUGUCAAUCCAUCCACCUCUAAUCAUUUUCCCCCCUCGUCCAUCCUCAAGCGGGAGAAGCGGCUGCGGACGAAGAAUGUGCAUUUCAGCUGUGUCACCGUGUACUACUUCACCAGGAGGCAGGGCUUCACGAGCGUGCCCAGCCAGGGCGGCAGCACGCUGGGCAUGUCCAGCCGCCACAACAGCGUGCGCCAGUACACCCUGGGCGAGUUCGCCAGGGAGCAGGAGCGGCUGCACCGCGAGAUGCUCAGGGAGCACCUCCGGGAGGAGAAGCUGAACUCCCUGAAGCUGAAGAUGACUAAGAACGGCACAGUGGAGUCUGAAGAAGCCAGCACCCUUACAGUGGAUGACAUUUCUGAUGAUGAUAUUGAUUUGGACAACACAGAGGUAGAUGAGUACUUCUUCCUACAACCCCUGCCAACAAAAAAACGGAGAGCACUGCUGCGGGCGUCCGGAGUGAAAAAAAUUGAUGUGGAAGAAAAGCAUGAGCUGCGAGCCAUCCGCCUGUCACGAGAGGACUGUGGCUGUGACUGCCGUGUGUUCUGUGAUCCGGAAACAUGUACCUGCAGCCUGGCAGGCAUUAAGUGUCAGGUGGACCGAAUGUCCUUCCCGUGCGGCUGCUCUAAAGAAGGCUGCAGCAACACGGCAGGCAGAAUCGAGUUCAACCCCAUCCGUGUCCGGACUCACUUUCUGCACACGAUCAUGAAGCUCGAGCUGGAGAAGAACCGGGAGCAGCAGGUCCCCACGCUGAACGGCUGCCACGGCGAGCUGGGCGCUCCCAGCAGCUCCGUGGGCCCCGUGGCCCACUCGGUGGAAUAUUCUCUCGCAGACAAUUUCGAGAUCGAAGGUGACCCCCAGGCUGCGGUGCUGCACCUGCCGUCGGCCGAGGAGCUGGACUGCCCGGGCGAGGAGGAGGAGGAGGAGGAAGAGGAGGAGGACGGCAGCAGCUUCUGCAGCGGGGCCACCGACUCCAGCACGCAGAGCCUGGCGCCCAGCGAGUCCGAGGAGGAGGAGGAGGAGGAGGAGGAGGAGGAAGAUGAUGGGAAAGGGGAUGGCUUCGGGGACGGCCUGGGCCCCCACGCCGAGGUGGUCCCCCUUCCCUCCGUGCUCUGCUAUUCCGACGGCACCGCUGUUCACGACGGCCACGCGAAGAACGCCCCCUUCUAUGCCAGCUCGUCCACCCUCUAUUACCAGAUAGACAGCCACAUCCCCGGGGCUCCCAGCCCCCUCGCCGAGAGCUAUGCCGAAAGAGACGCUGUCAAGAACGGUCCCCUGUCGCUGGUGCCUUACACCAUGACCCCCGAGCAGUUCGUGGACUACGCCCGGCAGGCAGAAGAGGCCUACGGCGCGGCCCACUACCCGGCGGCCAACCCGUCCGUCAUCGUCUGCUGCUCCUCUUCGGAAGGUGACGGCGGCGUGCCCUGCGCUGGCCUAUAUCCCGAGCACAGGCCCAGCCAUCCCCCGAUGGAAUUUCACUCGUACUUGAAAGGCCCCUCCCAGGAUGGGUUUGUCCCUGCGUUGAACGGCGACGGUCACAUCCCAGAGCGUUCUGCUGAAAACCCUCUGAGCCUGGCGGAAAAGAGCCGACUGCAUGAAGAGUGCAUCAAGUCGCCCGUGGUUGAGACCGUCCCCGUCUAGGAGCUGAAGUUAUUCCAGGACCAGCUCUUCUAUUUAAAGCACUGUAUUUAAUUGGAUUUCCCCGGGCUCCCGGCUGUUUAAACUGAGGACCAAGAAAACUUGGACUGUGGUGAAUCUCCCAGACUGUAUUUUGUUUCCUCCUUUCUAGCUAUGUGUCUGUGGCAUUGCACAAAUACAGUCUCUAUGAGGAUUUUAAAAAGAUGUCAGACUGUUUUGAUAGAAAAUGCUAAUUUUUAAAAAGCAUAUCUCACAAUUGCCUACCUGUCAAACUGUGUGAAACCUGCCAAGUUGUGUAGACCAGAGCUCCAAGUUUUGGAUUAUCGGGCCUGUGCAAAAUUGUUAACUAAGACUGGGAAAUAAUAAGAUUUAGAGUCCUACUUUUCGAUAUUAUCUGAAGAUGAUGGUGACUUUUUAAUGUAAAAGUAAUUAUUGUAAGAAAAAGAUUUAAUCGUUCCAUGUGUAUUUUAUUUAUGGUAGUUAGAAGUCACGUUUUGAUGAAAAUGAACAGCAGCAUGUUCUUUUAAGCUGACGAUGCAUAGUUAGGACCACCAAGCAUGCCCACAUGGAUUGCAUCUGGAAUCCAUUCACAUUUUUACUAUCAUAACUGAUCAAAUUUGCAAAUACUUUCUUAAGGGUGAAAUAGGCCUAUUUUUGCUAUUUUGGACAAAUAAAUGAGUCUAUAUGUGCAGGUCCUUACACAGUUUUCUCUGAAGUUAAGAGUUAGGACAAUCCUUUGGUGAGGGUCUACUUCAUUGCCCUCCCUCAGUUGACUCCAGAGAUGGAGGUAGAAGGAAUUGCCUUUCUUUUUUAAACAGCAUCAUCUUGGUUCUUAGCUUGGACAGCACCUUUAAACUCUACUCCCCUACAUCAAAAUGCACUUUAGUGCCCCUUCAUGGUAACUUGUGAGGGGUGGGGACUGAGAACUCUUUGAGAUUAAAAAAAAAAA